Molecule: messenger RNA, 1591 nt
Organism: Cydia splendana
Lineage: Eukaryota; Metazoa; Arthropoda; Insecta; Lepidoptera; Tortricidae
Product: translocator protein-like
Exons: 5
Coding region: 167-700 (177 amino acids)
Cellular component (GO): mitochondrial outer membrane
Source: RefSeq, a predicted model, not a curated record
AACCUUUUGUAUUGCGUCCCUAUUAUCUCGAUAGAAGAUUUAAAUCUCUCGCAUAGUCACAUUCACAGGGUUUUCCACAACAUAGUUUUCUAUUUCUCGUGAAUCUCGUGAUAUUCAUUGCAGUUUUCACCGGUGUUUUAUAUCGAGUAUCAACAGAGACCUCAUAAUGGCAAACUGGCCAGCGAUCGGUUCCAUAAUCCUCCCCAACGUAGGCGGCUGGGUGAACGGCCUGUACUUCGCCGGCCAGAUCAAACGGGACAGCAACGAGAAGACCUGGUACGAUGAGCUGAAGAAGUCACCUUGCACCCCCCCUAAAUGGGUGUUCGGGCCGGCAUGGACUGUGCUUUACAGCGGCAUGGGAUACGCGUCGUAUCUGGUGUGGGAAGAGUGCGAUGGUUUCACACAGCGCGCCGUCCUCCCUAUGACUUUGUACGGGAGCCAGCUACUGCUCAACUGGGCGUGGACGCCCAUCUUCUUCGGCCUUAAGGACUUCAAACUGGCUUUGAUAGAAAUCGGCGUUCUCACCGGAGCGGCGACAAUCACCACAAUUUCAUUCGCCAGCAUAAACAAGACAGCUGGACUCCUAAUGCUGCCGUAUCUGGCGUGGCUGGGUUAUGCCACUCAUUUAACUUAUUACGCGUGGAAGAACAACCCUGAGCCCGUGAAGAUCACAGAGGUUAAGGACGAGAAGGAAAAGUAGAGAUAUCGACUCGUCAGUCAACGCUUACAGCCAUCGAACGUGUUAUAUUUUAGAUGCCUAUUUCCGCUAUAUGUCGUUGUCAAGCAAGUACUUAAGAUAUUUUUGUGAAUUUUAAGUGUCACUAUGAUUUUGUCGAAAUGUCGCAACGGGCGGUUUUAGAAAAUCGGAUCUUUUAGAUGUUUCAUCUGUUCGUUAUAUAUAACAAUGGGUAUUAUUACUAUGUCAUUUUAUAAAAGUGUGGGUUAAAAAACUAAGCAAUAUCAUAUUAUUGUACAACAUGAACAAUUAACUUUACCUAUGAAAAUUGUGUUCUAAAUCAAACUAGACAGAGAAAAAUAAAAUUAAAACCAUUUAUGGAUGUCCUAUUUUUGUGAGAAUACUAAGAUAGUUUAAAAAAAAUCAGGGACACAGGCAUUAUAAAUUUAAACUUAUUUUUUCAUUACCAAAGGAGUCAAAUACAUUAGUCUUAAGGCUUACUUUAUCAUACCUAGUUUAUAAGAUCCGAAGUGACCUUUUGCACAAAUAAGCAAUAAUACAUGUGUAUUUAAUAUGACUUAAAUAUUUUCCAAAAGUAACAUGUUAUGUUUACUCAUUCCUAUUGCAUUUAAACGGAACUGUCAUUUCGUUAAAAUUCCAAGUAAAUAUAAAUUUAGAGAUAAGUCUUGUCAUAAUGAUUAUAACUUCAUUAUAAGUACAAAAUGGCAAAUCAACAGACUUGGCGCACACACUACGUGCACAUAUUUUGAACAAAACUACGACAGUUGUCAAAAAUUAAUCUUGAAUAACUUGCAUGUUGUAAAAUAAGCUAGAAUCACGAUAAACUGUUUUUCUAGAAGUAUUUAUUUUUGAAUAUUUUAUUGUUUCUUGUUGCUCUAAUAAUAAAUGUACCUA